Aspergillus nidulans FGSC A4 is the source of this 2664-nucleotide messenger RNA. RefSeq names its product putative MFS monosaccharide transporter. Gene Ontology annotation, cellular component: membrane. Bases 516 to 2246 code for a protein of 576 amino acids. NCBI's taxonomy places the organism in Eukaryota, Fungi, Ascomycota, Eurotiomycetes, Eurotiales, Aspergillaceae. Gene Ontology annotation, biological process: transmembrane transport; proton transmembrane transport; carbohydrate transmembrane transport. Gene Ontology annotation, molecular function: transmembrane transporter activity. The transcript has 6 exons. The record is from RefSeq and is a predicted model, not a curated record.
UCGAUACCCCAACUUUGACGUCCAGUCAUCCGCCCUUUUUGAUUCCCCACCAACGACAGGGCUGUUGACAUCAGCCCUCAACCGCCAACAUUCCUCCAACAACGUCGUCGUCGCCGUCGUCGCCGCGUACUUCCUCAACCAUACCCCUGCGACCUCUACGAUUCGAGUCCCAGAAUCUGCCCGCUGGAGCCUUAGAAUCUGCAAGCGAGAAAGGCAGCCGUCGCUCUUCUAUCUCCUCAGCUCACUCAGUUGGGACGGAUUUCUCGCUUUGGACCGAUACUGGAGAUUUGGGUGAACAAAUCGCUGAUGCAGAGGAUCCUCUCCGAAUCCGCCUCAUAAAUUCCCUGGGUCGUGGGGGGUCCGGUCGAGCCGGAUCGAGGGCACGGACGAAACGAGCGAAACGUGUGCACUACCAGGAGCAGCAAACCGCUGGCGACUUUGAUCUUGAGAAAAUAGAAAUCCCACAACCACCACCCAGAAAUAUAUCUGGUAUUGAACGCUUUAUCGUUGUCAUAAUGUCACCUGGCAGCCGGCAAUCAACUCAAACGCAUGGCUUAGUUGGGAAGCCAUUGCUUUACUUCACGAGUGUAUUCGUGUCAUUAGGUGUCUUCCUUUUCGGUUAUGAUCAGGGUGUGAUGUCGGGAAUUAUAACAGGCUUGUACUUCAAGGAUUACUUCAACCAACCGUCGCGAGCGGAAAUUGGCACUGUCGUCGCAAUAUUAGAAGUUGGGGCCUUCAUUUCCUCAUUACUCGUUGGAAAAAUUGGCGACUUAAUUGGUCGCCGCAGAACCAUCCUUUAUGGAUCCAUGGUGUUUUUCGUAGGAGGCGCUUUCCAAACCUUUGCGACGGGGCUACCUAUGAUGAUGCUUGGCCGUAUAGUCGCCGGUCUGGGCGUUGGAGCGUUGUCCACUAUUGUCCCGGUAUAUCAGUCCGAGAUAUCGCCCCCUCACAAUAGAGGCAAAUUGGCAUGUAUUGAGUUCACGGGAAAUAUCUUCGGAUAUGCUGCUAGUGUUUGGGUCGAUUACUUUUGCAGUUUCAUUCGCAGCGACUUUUCCUGGCGUCUCCCGCUGCUUUUGCAGUGUAUCAUGGGGUUUUUACUUGGCCUGGGAAGUCUCAUCAUUUGCGAAUCGCCGAGGUGGUUAUUGGAUAAUGAUCAUGAUGAAGAGGGUAUGGUAGUCAUUGCAAACCUCUAUGGUAAAGGAGAUCUUCACAAUCCCGAGGCUCAAAGAGAGUACAGGGAAAUCAAGAUGAACGUGCUUAUUACACGUCAAGAAGGGGAACGAUCUUACGUUGAUAUGUUCAAAAGGUACAACAGACGUGUCCUUAUUGCAAUGUCCGCACAAGCACUCGCGCAACUGAACGGGAUCAAUGUCAUCUCAUACUACGCGCCGCUUGUCUUCGAGUCCGCCGGUUGGGCGGGCCGUGAUGCCAUCCUCAUGACCGGAAUAAAUGGUCUAACUUACUUGGCGUCGACGGUUCCUCCUUGGUAUCUUGUGGAUGGUUGGGGAAGGCGUCCCAUUCUUCUUUCCGGUGCCUUGGCUAUGGUUCUUUCUCUUUCGGCAAUUUCCUAUUUCAUUUUUAUCGAUAUUGAAGCCACGCCAACCCUUACCGUUAUAUUUGUCAUGAUUUACAAUGCUGCUUUUGGUGCCUCAUGGGGUCCGAUACCAUGGCUAUACCCUCCCGAAAUUCUUCCCUUGAGCAUUCGUGCAAAGGGUGCCAGUCUCAGCACGGCAACCAACUGGGCUUUCAAUUGGUUAGUCGGGGAGGUCACGCCUGUUCUUCAGGCUGCCAUAAAAUGGAGGCUUUAUUUGGUUCAUGCAUUUUUUUGUGCAUGUAGCUUUGUUGUUGUAUGGUUUCUUUAUCCUGAGACAAGCGGAGUUCGUCUGGAGGAUAUGGACGUACUCUUCGGCGAUGCAACCACUGCCAUGCCUACACCCGCUACUCAAGGGGAGCGUGGCUCUCUUAUGAGUACUGGCUCACCUGUGCCGUCUCUUGACAUUAGACGGCAGUAUGGCCAGCAUGGGGCAGAUAGUGCCAUUCCCGGCUUAAACAUCAAUCCUCCCAACGUCACGGGUGAAAACAACGGGAAAAGCCCCCAAACUGGUCCUCAGGAUGAUAAUGGAAGUCGACCUGAGGGAUUAGGCGGUUGGAUAUCGAAUAUAGUCAGUCGCAAUAUGGGGUCAUCGAACCGUCCACAUGAUACCCAGUAUAGAAGGCUAGAGCAGGAUGAAGAGGCCGAGCAGUGAAGAGUUGAUGAUGCUGAAGUAUCUUCACUGCAAUUUCCUUCGACUCCUUUGCAUUAUAGAUGCACUACUCUCUCGGCGCUCGCCGUCUUUUCUAUCUCGAUCUCGUUACACACUUAUUCGGGUCUUUCGGUUUGCAAUUCGAUGAUAGCGCUUUCUCCUCAUAGAUGCCUAACGGCAGCCGUUCGUUUUACCGCUACCCUCUAAUUUGAAGUCUUAUUUAUUGGGUAGAACAUUAUCUUCAAACGGCUAUCGGGCGCGGAGUGCCGGACAAGUCCCGGCCCAGUGUCCGUCUGUGCAUUUACAGUGCUAUAGGCAAUAGUGGAGCCGCGCGGAUGGUGAGGGGCUUGAUAUAUAUAUCCGUACAACGUAUAUAGGGUAAUUAAUUAUGUUGGAAAGUAGCAUGAAUAAUUCCACUAAA